Messenger RNA from Brachypodium distachyon (stiff brome), 2152 nucleotides. RefSeq names its product pentatricopeptide repeat-containing protein At5g48730, chloroplastic. The transcript is spliced from 3 exons. Bases 70 to 1578 code for a protein of 502 amino acids. NCBI's taxonomy places the organism in Eukaryota, Viridiplantae, Streptophyta, Magnoliopsida, Poales, Poaceae. Gene Ontology annotation, molecular function: mRNA binding; protein binding. The record is from RefSeq and is a predicted model, not a curated record.
AUCCAGUCCCUCGCAAAAAUCUCCCACCGCUCCGCACCGCAGCUCCCUCCAAAUUCUGAGCCGCGCGCAAUGGCCGCCGCGCCGGUGGCCUCCCCCUUCCCCGCGCUCCCCUCCUUCAACUCGUCCACGCGCCGUUGCCACAGACGCGUGUCGCCACCACCACCAGCAGCCGCCUCGUCGCCCGAGCAGCAGCGCGCCAGGGGCGUGGCGGCCGACGCGGGGGAGAGUCGGCGGCGGCGGCGGGAGGAGGAGAAGACGGAGGCCCAGGCGGAUGAGUUCGAGAGGCAGCGGAAGGAGGAGGUGAACCGCAAGAUCGCCUCCCGGAAGGCGCUCUCCAUCAUCCUCCGGCGCGACGCCACCAAGGCCGUCCUCGACAAGCGCGAGCCCGGCAAGGGCACCCGCCGCCUCCUCCCCCGCACCGUCCUCGAGGCCCUCCACGAGCGCAUCGCCGCCCUCCGGUGGGAAUCCGCCCUCAAGGUGUUCGAGCUAAUGCGGGACCAGGUGUGGUACAGGCCGUACGUCGGUAUAUACAUCAAGCUCAUCACCAUGCUUGGCAAGUGCAAGCAGCCAGGGAAGGCGCACGAGCUCUUCCAGGCCAUGGUCGACGAAGGCUGCGCCCCCAACCUUGAGUCAUACACGGCCCUCGUCUCCGCUUACAGCAGGAGCGGCAGCUUCGACAGGGCUUUCUCCUUGCUUGAUCGGAUGAAGGCCACCCCUGGGUGCCGGCCUGAUGUCCAGACAUAUUCGAUCCUCAUUAAGUCUUGCUUGCAUGCCUAUGAUUUCGACAAGGUGAAGGAUCUGCUAGCGGAUAUGGCGUGUGGGGGUAUCCGCCCAAACACCGUGACUUACAAUACUCUGGUUGAUGCUUAUGGGAAAGCAGGAAGGUUUGCUGAGAUGGAGUCAACUCUUCUUGAGAUGUUGUCUGAAAAGUGCAAGCCUGAUGUAUGGACAAUGAAUUCUACUCUGAGAGCUUUCGGUAGCAGUGGUCAGAUUGAGAUGAUGGAAAGCUGCUACGAGAAGUUCCAGGCAUCUGGUAUCUCCCCAAACAUUAAGACCUACAACAUUUUACUUGAUUCAUAUGGUAAAGCUAAAAUGUAUGAGAAGAUGGGUGCUGUGAUGGAGUACAUGCAGAAGUAUUACUAUUCUUGGACAAUAGUCACAUACAACGUAGUUAUUGAUGCAUUUGGAAGGGCCGGCGAUCUUGAACAAAUGGAAUAUAUCUUUAGGUUGAUGAAAUCUGACCGUAUAAAGCCUAACUGUGUUACCCUCUGUUCAUUGAUUAGAGCAUAUGGAAGGGCUGAUCAAGUGAAGAAAAUAGAAACUGUGUUAAGAAUUAUUGAGAAUUCGGACACAACAUUGGAUAUUGUGUUCUUCAACUGUUUGGUCGAUGCAUAUGGGAGGGUGGGGUGCUUGGCAGAGAUGUGGGAUGUUCUCAAUAUGAUGAAGUUAGAACGAGUAAGUCCAGACAAGGUAACCUGUACUACCAUGAUUAAAUGGUUUCUUGUCAAAGGGAUUGAUGAUCAUCGUGUUCAGCACCUACGUGACCUAAAAGAUGGUCUAUCUACAGAUAAUAAGUAGGUCUGAACACCAAUGGAGAUACUUAGUCAAUGGGUUUUGUUCUCUGCGUUUCUCUCCAAGGAGAUGGAACAACCUGUGUGGAAGCUUCAUUCAGUUUGCACUUUGCAUUGCAGAGGUGCAUCAAUCCUAUCCUGCUCUUUGAUGCCCUUACGAGUAGCUUGAAAGUAACUGAAUCAAAAACUUCUUGGUGGCAAUUCAUUGAGGCACAAAAUCUAUUCAAGAAGUUCAACAAUGGAAAUACAGAACUAUGUGGUGGCAUAUGCCAGAUAUAAAAGUUGCCUAUGGUUAUGGCGUCCUAGGCUAGGAAUGAGUUGAUAUCUGUGAAGCAUCUAUACUGGUUACCACGUUUGAAGGAUAUUGGAUAAUAUAGAGGAAUUUGAAGCCCUCUAUGAGUAGCUGUGAACUUCGUGACAAUCAAAUAGAGCAAGUGCUGUGUUGGUGACAUUAGUCAGAUUUUGUUGUGCCGUGUGCCUUGAUGUAUCAAUCGUACAGCUGUACAUGACAUCAUUUGUACUACUGACUUAUGGAAAGAUGAAGGGAAACUUAAUCUGUUAACAGUUACUUUUCAUUUCUA